GUGCGAAUACGAACGUGGAUUCUUGUGAAUGAUUCAACUGCGUGGUAUCACAGCAAUUGCGACCUGAUGUUUCGACUCGCAUCGCAUAUGUUCGCGUCAAUAUUCAUGAAAUCCGUGUUUUGAACGAAUCGUUCAGAAGCAAAUUGGAGCCUCGUUCGGGUCGGGUUUAUUUACAUUUUAACGAUUCGGAUGCGAGCGACUUUAAGUCCAGGUCAACCGGGGGUCGACAGACAUGGGGCAGAAGGAAUCUAGGGAACUGACUCCUGUGAUCGCCUUGAGAAGAUGGUCCACGGAUGGAUUGUACAACCAUAGACGACGUCGUUCAGCCUCCUUAGGACUCAUAAAAUUCAACAAUGGUCGAACUCAAUAUGAAACAGAAAAUGAGGCGGGAUCAGUUCAUGGGCGGAUACGACGUCCACCGCAGAUCCACCAAGAAUCUAGUCUCAACAGAACUCCUUCUUACCAAUCGAGACCUCGACGACAGUAUGUUGAUGAAUACGACUCCGACCUGGAAUUCGACCAGAUUCCAGCGGAAAAUCCAAAUGACAUUACGCUUUCGAGCACGAUGCUUUCCAAAAUCGAGCUCCUCCAGAAGAAAAGAGACAACAUGCAGAAAAUCGAGCAACGGAAACUGCAGGCGUCCGAAGAACGCGCCAGGAAAUUCAAAGCACUUCAGUCCCAAGCAGAAGCCCUGUCUCCUCCUCCAGUCCCAGUUCAUAUAGCUUCACCGCAACCGAAAUCGAGACGAAACUCGAUUAGAAGUCGAAAAUCUGUCUCAGACAAAAGUCCUAAUCCACCGGUGAUAGAAGUAGCUUCGCCGAAGCCGCCUCCAGCAGCAGCUGCUGUUCAGCAACGAAAAACGCCGCCGAAAACUCCGGGCGGUCGAAGACCGCUUACAAGAGGUUCCGGAGUCGUCGCCAAAAAAUCGGAGAAAAACGUGGAUGGCGUCCAGGAAGUGGUUCGGCUCUGUCAGCAUCACAGCCCUGUCGUCACACAGCAUCUGAAAGACGUCAAUCACUUGAUAAUGAAGCAAGUUAAAAACUUGCGUUCGCAAGUUUGCCGAGCAGCAAUCCAAUCCUACGUCGAGAUUUUUACGUCACAAAGACGGCAUAUGGAACCGUAUCUCGACAAAGUUGGCCCAUUGCUGCUCCAGAAGACGGGAGAAACCAACAGAUUCAUCAAAGAAGAUUGCAACAUUGCUCUGGAUUCAAUGGUGGAUUCCGUCAGUCCGGUGAAAGCAGCGUCUAUUCUAGUCUCGGACGGUUUGACGCACAAAAACAACGCCGUUCGAGGAUCCACGUCGCGACUUUUUGCCAGGCUCGUUGACCGCAUGGGACCUAGCAAGUUUUUCGCGGGGUCGAAUCGGGACAUGGUGGAAAAAAUACUUCCUGCCAUGAUCAAGUUGGUUGCUGACGGGAAUCCUGAAGCCAGGCACCAUGCGAAGCGAGUGUUCAACUCGAUCAUGGACCUACCCGAAUUCGACUCGACACUGAAGAAGUACGUACCCGCUGCGCAACUCCGCAGUAUUGAGAAGACUCUGGAGCAGAUCCGGAAUCAGGCGAAACAUGGCCAAGUUUGUCUCCUUUCUAUUUCAUGA
Molecule: messenger RNA, 1597 nt
Organism: Notodromas monacha
Lineage: Eukaryota; Metazoa; Arthropoda; Ostracoda; Podocopida; Cyprididae
Source: the annotation of a GenBank genome assembly